GCUUUAAUUACUGUGCGUUUUGAGCUAGGAGGCAUUAAAGUACACCCGUUAUUGUAGAACGGCAUACGAGGCUCUAAGUUAUUGCAUUGGUGGAUUUUUCUUUCUUUUCCUUCUUUCUUUUUUUUUAAACCCCCCUCCGAGCAUUAGCAUUAUACCUAGGCAGGCUCUAAUCGUGGGCGCCUCGGGUCACUAGGAUACAUCGACACCUAUCCACAUGAAUAUGAUGGCUUCGCACGAGACUGCCAUUGAUGAUUCGGAGAUUGAGCCUCUUUAUCUCCUCUCCGAAGAUCAAAAUACUCAUUGUCGACGUCAAACGGGCCAGAGGAAGAAAAAAGGACGUUUGCGAUUCGCCUACGCAUCUCUGGUGGCAGCGUACCUCGUCGUCGUGAUUCUUUACGUUAUCCUCUGGGUUAGACUUACGAAAUUGGAGUCUGUAGCAAUAGAACCUAAGCUCUUUCCGUCCCUUGCACGUUCCUCGGCAUUUCGACAACAUAAUCGUGUUUUCCCCUUGACGGUGGUCGGUACUCCAUUUGCGGGCGAUCCGAGCACAGAACUUGAUCAGGCUUGGCAUGCUCUUCUAGAAGGUACCACGAUCCGGGUCUCAAAAGAGGAUCUUGACUAUUACAACGUCACAUCUUUACCCCUGGCGGACGGAUCUGGGUUUGCGUCCGAGCUCUUCGUAACUCAUGAACUACACUGUCUGAAGAAAAUCCGGCAAUGGAUCUACAAAGAGACAUACUUCACAGACGUAAAGGAGCCCGCCCGCGGUGAGCUGAAGAGACACAUAGAUCACUGCAUCGAAACUGUAAGGCAGGGAAUCAUGUGUAGAGGCGACGUCUCCCUCGGGACUUAUACGUACCUCACAGGCGGCAGUGAUGUGACCGCUCGAAGCUGGGGUUCCCAUCAAUGCGUUGACUUCGAAGCCCUGAUCGCUUGGACACGAGAACGCUCCCUCGACAUCUUCAAAGCAGGAGUCUUGGCAAAGCCAGAGGACAUUGGACGGGAGCAUUUCACAGAGAGAAAACCACCCACAUAGAUAUAAGAGAGCCAUUUAAUAUAACGAAAGCCACGAAACUGCCGCAGUGUACUGUACACGGGCUCACGACAUUGUAUGAUAUAGGUAUAACCGGGGG
This is a messenger RNA of Durotheca rogersii, 1133 nucleotides long. RefSeq lists its product as uncharacterized. The coding region runs from base 215 to 1036 and encodes 273 amino acids. The record is from RefSeq and is a predicted model, not a curated record. Lineage: Eukaryota; Fungi; Ascomycota; Sordariomycetes; Xylariales; Xylariaceae. Gene Ontology annotation, biological process: mycotoxin biosynthetic process. The transcript is spliced from 5 exons.